This is a messenger RNA of Dendronephthya gigantea, 2360 nucleotides long. RefSeq lists its product as uncharacterized. Lineage: Eukaryota; Metazoa; Cnidaria; Anthozoa; Malacalcyonacea; Nephtheidae. The record is from RefSeq and is a predicted model, not a curated record. Gene Ontology annotation, biological process: regulation of transcription by RNA polymerase II. Gene Ontology annotation, molecular function: RNA polymerase II cis-regulatory region sequence-specific DNA binding; DNA-binding transcription factor activity. Bases 308 to 1468 code for a protein of 386 amino acids. Gene Ontology annotation, cellular component: nucleus. The transcript is spliced from 6 exons.
AAGGUUGGCAAUAUACCGUCUGAAGUUCGGGACGGGCGGGAGAAGGACGGGCUCUCCGACGAUUCGGGAACUUGAAUUUUCGACCAGCCGAAUUGGUGCGGGUACGAAUUCAAAGCACUUUUAUCGUGGACGCGUUGAAUCUGGAGAGGGUCGUGGAGAUUUCUUUGAAACACAAAUAGUUUGCGUUGAAGAAAUCUACAGGAGUUCUGGUUUGAUAUUUGCCGCCGUGAAAACGAAAGAAAAUCAUCCUGGGGCAGAUCUAUCGAUUGUUCGUACAAGCAAAAGAACUCUGAAAGAGUAUCCACGGAUGUCAAACCAGCAUGGGAUAGUAAAAAACAACGAAGAACAUUAUUCGCUGUUGUUCAACAACAACGUGUUUUUUAAAGGUACGAACGGACCCAACCACGCAUGCGUCACCAAAAACGAACAGGAGGAGAAAUGUACAGUCCUGUUUCCCGAUGGAAAUACGAGGCGGAUAUUAGCAAACGACUUCAUUUGGUUAGGUUUUCAAAAGUUGCCAAGAACAUAUUGGCCUAACGGAUUAGUUUCUGGUACUAAACCAUCAGUGAAAGUUCUUGAUCAAAUCGAGUCACUUGUCGGAAAAGGAAGGAAAGAUGUCUUAGCACUACCAAGAAUGUUGAAAGCCAUACGAAGUGGGGAAGAUUUGAUGCGAUUGAGAAAACUAGGAAAUGCUCAGUGUGAAAAUCGAGGUCGCAUUAAAGAGUAUUCCGGUGAACAAUGUAGUGUGGGACCCUUUUCAGCAUCAUCCGGAGUAAAACCAAGAACCAGCGUCCUGAGGCUUCAUCUCGACUCGCUGGAAACCGAAGCGACAGCACAACGCGAAGCGACAAACAUCCGUAGAUCACCUUGUAAUAAUUCAGGCGAUGGUUCCUGUUAUCGGUGUGUGUUUAAGUCACAAGUAAAAAUGAAAACCCGUUCGCAGGCGUACGAGAACGGUGACGUCAGUGACACUAACGAUCAAAAUGGCAGCAGAAAACGGCAAAUAAACAAUGCUGAUCUUACGUCAUCAGAACUGCACAUAACUCCGCUGUUGGAUAAAGAAGCUUCAAAGUUAUUUGAUUCAACAGACUUAACAAGCGAAACAUUUUAUGAUUUAACGGACCUGACAAGUCCUGAUCUAUUGUCCGCUCGGCAACCAGGGGACUGGAAUCAAUUGAGUAACUCUUUGAAUACUGAUCUCUCGAAUCUAUCGCCGCCGGUGACCCCGCAACCUCUGGACGCUACAUUACAACUGGACAUGCCACCAUUUGAAAGGCUUUUUGAUUCUCUGCCGAGCGAAUCCACGUACCCCAUUGAAAACACGCAGUUGUUCGAAGAAAUCGUGGCGGGAAAGCGCGCGAAACGGGAACAGCCGAGAAAAUGUCGAAAGGUUUACGGCAUCGAUAACAAAAAGAGCUGGUGCACGCAAUGCCGUUGGAAGAAAGCGUGCACAAGAUUCACAAGUUAAAUUGUUUUUCAAAGGUCAUGCACAGCUAUCCCCGCCGUGUUGCUGCCAAAAAAGUUCUUUUUAAUAACUGUUUGCCCAAAUAUGUAACUUAAUUGCUUUUCAUGCAUGUCAAGUUCCCCCAAAUCCACAAUCCAGCGCUAUAUCCGAUUUCCGUACAACGGGCCCCAGGGUAAGUAAGAAACCUGAUGCUUAUUCAUAUGCCUAUCCCAUGCACAUAGCUGCAGUAAUUUCGCAGAAGUUGAAAGUGAAUCAUCAAUUAAGUUUAAAAGAUAAAUCUUUAAUGAGACUGAGGUAACCAAUUUUAAAUUGUUUACUGUUUCUACAAUGUGUGAGGUGAAAUUAACUACGUCCUGAUUGUGCUGAUUGGCACUAGGGAAUUGUUAAUUAUGUCAGUCGGCGGCAUAUUCGUAUAUGAGAUGUACAUCAGCUUUCCUGACUAGCCCUGUAGAGACCGUUAACUGGCGGUUUUCAGGAAACCUGAUGAUAGCGGCAAAAUCCUGAUGAUCGAAAUUUUAAGUGUUCGCUGUCGGCCAAUAAAAGUUAACAUUGCCCUCAGGUUAAACAUUAAUUAUUCACUUGAAGAAGUAAAAAAUGAAAAAAAAUGCUCUUUGCAGUCAACGUUUGGGGUUUACCGAAUAGCAAAUGUACCUAAAAGAUACAGGUAAAUAAAAUAUGAGGCAAACUUCCAUCAAACACACAAUUAAAUCCCACUUUUGGGAUACUUUUAUUUAUAUAUAACACAUUUCACAUAAUUUUUCACAAAUUUCCAAUAUGGCGGCCAGUGUAUGUGUAAUUGAGCUUUGUGAUAACAAUUUACGUCGUAGAUGUGAAACAUUUGAAUGUAUAAAAUGACAAUUUAGAGAAUAUAUUGUAUACUAUAGUAUUAAAAAAU